Micromonas pusilla CCMP1545 is the source of this 1767-nucleotide messenger RNA. RefSeq lists its product as uncharacterized. Gene Ontology annotation, cellular component: cytoplasm. The transcript has 3 exons. The coding region runs from base 1 to 771 and encodes 256 amino acids. The record is from RefSeq and is a predicted model, not a curated record. NCBI's taxonomy places the organism in Eukaryota, Viridiplantae, Chlorophyta, Mamiellophyceae, Mamiellales, Mamiellaceae. Gene Ontology annotation, biological process: regulation of translational initiation; GCN2-mediated signaling.
AUGUUCCCGUUCGGGAGGCACGAGAUCGCGACGCGCGAGAUGGCGACGCGAUGGGCGGGGGACGAGGUCGUCUACGACGUCGUCGAGCGCCUCCGAGACACGAUGGAACGAUGGCGCGAGGAGGACGAGCUCCGAGGCGGCGGCGAAGACGACGCGAACGCGGAGGAGGAGGAGGAGGACGGCGACGACGAAGAUGACGCGGCGGAGGAGGAGGAGGAGACGGGGGACGUGUGGGACGCGGACGCGCUCGAGGCUGAGCUCGCGGCGCUCGCGCUCGAGCGCGCGUCGAACGAUCGCGAUCACCGCGGACGACGACGCGGCGCCGGCGACGACGGCGAUGGCGACGGCGACGCCGCUCUGAUGGGGUGGACCGAGGACGACGUCGAGGCGCGCAUCGUGCACGGCACGCCGUUCACGGAGAAGAAGAGCACGUUCCAGGCGCACCUCGUGACGGGCGUGACGGACCCAAAUCUCGUGGACGUCGUGAUGAGCGCGUUGCGACGCGACGGCAAAGUCGCGCGCGCGACGCACAACAUCAUGGCCUAUCGGAUCAAACUCCCGAACGGCACGCACGCGGCGGACCACGACGAGGACGGCGAGAGCGCCGCGGGAGGGCGGCUGCUUCGGUUGCUUCACGUCACGGACGCGACGGACGUGUGCGUCGUCGUGACUCGGUGGUACGGCGGGAUUCACCUCGGCCCGGAUCGGUUCAAGCACAUCAACAACGCCGCGCGCGAUCUGCUCGUCGCGUGCGGCGUGGUCAAGGGGUAGGGGGUAGGGGGUAGGGGGUAGGGGUUUAGGUUUAGGUUUAGGGUUCGUAGCGCACGCGUCGACGUGGGUGGUAUGUACAACGCGAGACACGGACGACCGACGUGCUCCUGAUCUCGCGACGCGACGCUAAUCAGCGAAUUCAGCGACCGCGGCUUCGGCUUCGGCUUCGACUGCGACUGCGACUGCGGCGUCUCCCUCCGCCGCCGCCGCCCGAAGAGUCGUCGUGCGAAAACCUGCAUCGAUCGCGGUUGCACCGCCCCUUCAAGAAGUCGUAGCAGAUGUCCCGUCUGUGCCCUUCGCCCUCGUGCCUCCGCGUGUUCUCCCUCGGCUCUCGUCUGUCUCCGUACGGAUGAUGCCGCGACCCGCCGCCGCCGCCGAAAACGGAAACGUGUCGUAGUCGAAGUCGUCCCCGGGCUCGCCGUCGCCCGGCUGAUCCAGCGGCGUCCGCAAGCUCUCGCCGUCUAAGAAUGCCCCGGGCUUCUUGUGCUCGACCGCGGACAUCACCUUCAGCUCCGAGCCUCUGCGCCCGCGCCUCGACCCGAAGAUCGCGAGGAUCUCCUCGUCCCGCUUGGCGCCCGAGUCCUUCGGCUCGGCGAAGAACAUCAGAGUCCCCUCCUCCUCGACGUCCCUCAGCACCGCGCCGCCGCGUCCCAUGACGAACCCGACGCACUCGGUCGGGACGCGGACGAUCGACAGGUCGUCCCUGCGAAGGUUAGGGUCAAUCGCGACCGGGCCGACGCGCUGUUGGAGGAUGAACGCGACGUAGUCCUUGGCGCGGGUCACCGCGGCGGCGUCGCCGGAGAUGAACAGCUUGCCGCCCGAGCCUCUGCCCUCGUCGCGGAGGUCGAGCUUCGCGCCGGAGACGCGCGCGAUCUUGUUCUUCGUGGAGCCGCCCUGGUCGCGAGGGGAACGACGGCGGUGGUGUUCGAUGAGGGCGCGUUCGGGUCGGGGCGGGCGAGCGAACGAGAACGACGAACGAACGAAGGUGAACGCAAU